Molecule: messenger RNA, 1844 nt
Organism: Bursaphelenchus okinawaensis
Lineage: Eukaryota; Metazoa; Nematoda; Chromadorea; Rhabditida; Aphelenchoididae
Source: the annotation of a GenBank genome assembly
AUGCAGACGUUGAAGUGUGUUGUGGUGGGCGAUGGAGCGGUCGGUAAGACGUGCCUUCUCAUCUCAUACACCACCAACAAGUUCCCCAGCGAAUACGUGCCUACAGUCUUCGAUAACUACGCGGUAAGUUGGGUUUUUCUCGGAGUUUUUUUGGAUUUUUAGGUAAAGAAUUUGAAAAUAUGAAGAAGUAGGUAUGAAAUCUGGAAGUAUUAGGUUUAAAACUGCCCAAAAUUAACCAAAACCUUGUUUUAGGUAACAGUGAUGAUCGGUGGAGAGCCAUACACCCUUGGGUUAUUCGAUACAGCUGGUCAGGAAGAUUACGACAGACUACGACCUUUAUCAUAUCCACAAACAGACGUUUUCCUAGUGUGUUUCUCGGUGGUAGCACCAGCUUCUUUCGAAAACGUCAAAGAAAAGGUAAAAUUUUGAUGUUUUUCUUGGUUUUUAGGUGAUUCUUCAACGUUACGAUGAGUUACUGGACCAAAAUUGGUUUGAAAAGAUACAGAAGAAAGUUUUGAAGCCGUUUUUAGUAAAAACGGGGUUGAUUUGUUGGUUUUAGCGAAGUUUGGGAAUAAAAUAUAAAAGAUAGUGGGAUGUGAUGAGAGGGUGAAGGAAAAUUCGAUUUUUAAUGCCGUUUUUAAUAUUAAGAAUUGGAAAUUGACGUUGAAAGUUUUGCUAGACGUUGUUAUAACCAGUUUUUAUAAAUUUAGGUAGGUGAUUAGUGUUUUUGUAGUUUUAGAAGUAAAAGCAUCAAGGAUAAUAUGGAUUUUUGGCUCAAAAUAACGUUUUUUUCAAAAUAUUUUAUGCUUUUGGAAAUUAUUUUAGCUGUUUUACGUUGCCAAAUGUCUGAAACUGAUGAAAAUUUAAUAUUUUUAACAAACUUGUUACCUAAUAUUGACAUUUCAGUGGGUACCAGAAAUUGCACAUCAUUGUGCGAAAACGCCCUUCUUAUUAGUGGGGACGCAAGUGGAUCUACGAGACGAUGGCCCCAUCAUGGAGAAGUUGGCCAAGAACAAACAACGGCCAAUUACGACGGAAAUGGGAGAAAAGCUGGCAAAAGAGUUGAAAGCCGUGAAGUAUGUGGAAUGUUCAGCGUUAACACAGGUAUGUUAAGUUUGGUUUAUGCUUGUUUUUAGGCGUAAAAUGCCAUUUUUGAAUUGAAGAAUCUCUGUUAGGGCUGCAAGUGAGAUUUUAGGCCGAAAAUUGUCAUUUUAGAAUCAAAAUUUUUGGUUUAAGCUUAAAUAUGUCGUUUAGGCUUAAAAAUGUUACGUUAUGCCUAAAAAUGUUCUUUUUUGUUUAAAAAUGUCAGUUUAAGCUUAAAAAUUUCGUCUAGGCUUAAAAUGUCAAUUUAAGCUUUAAAAUCUUUUUUUAGGCUUGAAAUGUCACUUUAGGUUUAUCUAUGUCGUUUUAGGCUUAAAAGUUCUCCUUUUGGGCUUAAAAACUUAAAAUGUAAUUUUAGGUUUAAACAGGAUACUUUAGGCUUAGAAAUGUGAUUUUAUGCUUAAAAGUGUCAUUUUAGGCUUGAAAGUGUCAUUUUAUGCUUAAAAGUGUCAUUUUAGGCUUCACAUAUAUAGUUUUGGGCUUAAAAAUGUAAUUUAAGGCACGAAAUGUCAUUAUAAGCCUGACAAUGUCAUUUUGGCUUAAAAAUACCAUUUUAGGCUUUUAAAUUUCAGUAUAGGUUUAAAAUAUCAGUAAAAUGUCUGUUUGUGUCUAAAUUGCCAUUCUUUACAUUUACUCAAUUCGAAUAUUUGCAGAAAGGCCUCAAAAACGUGUUCGACGAGGCCAUCUUGGCCGCACUGGAACCCCCGCCGCCAGAAAAGAAACGCCGAUGCAAUUUACUAUAG